AUGGCUAAUCAAGUUGCUAUUAUGUUGUCUUUUUCAAAUAUAUUUAAUAAAUUUUUGUACAAUGUACAAUCAGUAUCAGAUCCUAGAAAUCCACUUAUAAGGUUUCGCGCGGCCGAAAGUGUUGAUCUCAUUUUUCCAUCAUUUGUUCUUAAUGAUAAUUCAGUGGGUCCGCAGCCGAAGCGUGAAUUAUCAGUUUUUGGCUUGAAUGACAACAUUAAUUUGAUUUUUUUAGAAGAUAUGUGUAGGCAAGUUAUUUAGAAAAUUGGUCCAACACUCGACUUGAUGAUAUAUCAUCAUCCACGCACCAAAAAGCACCUUGGUAUGGCAUAUAUUGUUUUCCAAGAAGUCAGUGAUGCUGGUGCAUUUAUAGAAAAAUAUAACGGUGUGACGGUGAUGGGUAGUGCAAUAAGUUGUUCAUUUGAUCCCUAUGCUUCUGAAGUAAGUGAAAAAUAUCAGGAAUUAACAGUGGAGGAUGCACCUACUCCAAAUUAUUUAAAAAAUAUUAAUAAAGAAAGAUUGAAAAAAAUACGACUAAAUUUUGUAUCUUGCUGUUCUCACAGUGAGAAUCAUUCUGAAAAUUGCGAAAGUUCCUUUGCAAAAGAACAAGAUGAAGAAUUAACGUUGGUCGAGAGUGCAAAAAAAACAGCAUUGCCACUUCCAAAAAUUAUUGUUCCAGCGGAUGCACCUCCUGGUAUUAGAGAAUCUUCAAUUGUUUCGUGUUCAGAACCGGCAUAUAUUGCACGUCUUCCACCACCUCCAUCUCCACUUUUAUGCCCACCGUUCCGUCCUCCUAUGUUUAAUUUUCCUUCUUCUGUCCCUUUCGGUCUACCUCAUUCCUCUCUUUCAUCCGUCGUUUCUAUGCAGACACAUAAUCCUUGUUUCUCAAAAUCGAGUUCAAACCAGAAUCUGUUUAUUCCACCUCCACCACCACCUUCAUCAUUUGAGAAAGCGAUAUCUACGGAUUGCUCAAGGAUGCCUUUGGUUCCUCUUAUUGCACCUCCUAUCCCUCCUCCUAUUCCUCCUCCUGUUCCUCCUCCUAUACUUUCUUACAGUUCACAUCUUCAAAAUACUAGCGAGCCAUUGAAAGGCGAGGAUAAUGCAAUAUCUGAUAGUGCAAACUCGAGGCACAAUCCAGUAGAAAUUCGCCUUCCAAAAAAUUUCGUUUCAUUAGUUGGUGAGUCUUCUAUUUAA
Dracunculus medinensis (Guinea worm) is the source of this 1191-nucleotide messenger RNA. Lineage: Eukaryota; Metazoa; Nematoda; Chromadorea; Rhabditida; Dracunculidae. The record is from the annotation of a GenBank genome assembly.